AUGAAGGGCGCUACUGAGUUAUCGUCGUCUCUGGUGGUUGAGAGGGUUGAGGAUGGUGGAGAUGAGGAUAGAGAAAAGAAGAAAAAUAAGCGGCGAUCUAAUCGUCGAUCUAAGCAGAACUCUCGUAAUCAAGCGUCUAGUUCAAUAAAUGAAGUACGUGGGGAGUUGUCACAUUCCUUUGGAAAUGGUGGCAAAACGAAAAAUCAUACAUCAUCUAUGAGUUGCUCUUCAUCAAGGCAGCCAGAAUUAGAUGCUCAUGGACCGGAUGAGAAUAGGCUGACCUCAGCCUCAAAUGUUGCUUUCAAUUCCAUGCCUAUUAUGCACAUUCAUGAGCAAGUGGAACCCCUAUUACCAUCUGCUCUUGGUGGACAAGUAUUUUCGAACUCAUGUCCUGAACCUUUUGCUGCUGGAGUUCCCUUUGAAACAUGCGUGAACAAGGAUGCACUCACCUUCUAUCAGUUUGAUGGUAAUGCUAGGGGUAAAAUUUUUACUCCGUACUGGUCCACGGACGCUAUUAAUGAGGCAUUAGAGAAAGGUGAUGCAUUUAAGGCCUUAUUUCAUGUGAAUGCUCACAAUAAGGUUGAGGCAUAUUGCAAAAUUGAUGGGGUUUCCACGGAUGUUCUCGUCAGUGGAAUUGCUGCUCAGAACAGAGCUGUGGAAGGAGACGUUGUGGUCAUCAAAGUUGAUCCAUUGCCAUGCUGGACUAAGAUGAAGGGCUCCAAUGGGCCAUCCACUAAUCUUUCUUCGGUGGAAGAUAGCAAUUUGGCUGUAGAAGCCCAUGAGUACAAGCACAAAAGUAAAAUGGAAGAUUAUGAGUGCACUAAUCCUGGAAGUUUCUCCCCUCCUCAGAAAGGAAUUCAUUGUGAGGAUGGUGCUUGUAUUGACGAAGGUGUUCGUCAGGAAUGGAAUGGUCCAGUGGGUUAUAAUUUGGUUAAUGGGCAUCAGCCAUCUGCUUCAGAUUCUUCGCAUUUUAGCUCUACUGGGCAGAAUGAUGUCAUGAAUGGUGUGGGUAGGCUAUGUGCCAUGAUCAAUUCAUACCCAUCAAAACGCCCUACUGGUAGAGUUGUGGCCAUUGUUGAAAGAUCUCCUCGUCGAGAUGCUAUUGUUGGUUUUCUAUAUGUCAAGCAGUGGUUAUUUUACAGGGAAGCUUGUAAGAAAGAUGGAAAAAAGAACAAAAAUUCAUUAUCAAUCUCUGCCCAUGAGUAUAUCCAACUUACUCCCACUGAUCCAAAAUUUCCUAAAAUGAUGGUCCUCAUGAAAAGCUUACCUGACCCUAUCAAGAAAAGGUUGGAGGAAGGAGACCCGACAGUUGAGAUGGAGCUGGUAGCUGCGCAAAUUGAUAAUUGGGACGAAGAUAGUCCUUUUCCACAAGCCCAUGUCUCGCAUAUUUUUGGAUGGGGUAGUGAAAUGGAGCCACAAAUCAAUGCAAUUUUAUAUGAAAAUGCAAUUCGUUGUUCUGAUUUUUCUCCUGAAUCUCUGUCUUGCCUACCAUGUGAUGCUUGGAAAGUGCCAGCAGAGGAAAUUAAAAUUAGAAGAGAUCUUAGAAAUUUGUGCAUAUUUACCAUUGACCCUUCCACUGCCACUGACUUAGACGAUGCUCUCUCAGUUGAAAGGCUGCAAAAUGGCACUCUCAGAGUUGGUGUCCACAUUGCUGAUGUCUCAUAUUUUGUUUUACCUGAUACGGCCUUAGACAUAGAAGCUCAGAGUCGAUCAACAAGUGUCUACAUGUUGCGGCGCAAAUUACCAAUGUUGCCUCCACUUCUUUCUGAGAAUCUAGGCUCACUUAAGCCUGGAGUAGAUAGACUUGCCUUUUCUAUUUUCUGGGACUUGAAUGGUGCUGGAGAUGUGAUAGAUCGUUGGAUAGGUCGCACUGUCAUACGAUCUUGUUGCAAGCUUUCAUAUGAACAUGCUCAGUAUAUGGUUGAUGGGAUGAUUGAUGAGGAUGCUUCUAGUACUUAUGGAAAUGGCUUGCCACAGUUGCAUGGCCCUUUUGAAUGGGCAGAUGUCAUUAGAUCUGUCAAGAGUCUCCAUGAAAUUUCAAAAACUUUAAGGGAGAAAAGGUUUGAUGAUGGGGCUUUGCAGCUUGAAAGUUCCAAAAUUGUUUUUCUAUUUGAUGAAUAUGGAAUUCCAUAUGAUAGUAUGUUUUCUGAACGGAAGGACUCCAAUUUCCUUGUCGAGGAGUUCAUGCUUUUGGCAAAUAGGACAGCUGCUGAAGUUAUAUGUAGAGCUUUCCCAGAUAGUGCUUUAUUGCGGAGGCAUCCUGAACCUAAUAUGCGGAAGCUAAGAGAGUUUGAAGCUUUUUGUUGCAAGCAUGGUCUAGAAUUGGACACCACUUCCUCUGGUCACUUCCAUAGGUCAUUGGAGCGUAUCAGGGAAAAGCUCAAGGAUGAUUCUAUGUUGUAUGGUAUUCUUAUGUCUUAUGCUUCAAGACCAAUGCAAUUGGCAACCUACUUUUGCAGUGGUGUCAUGAAAGAUAAUACAAAUGAUUGGGGUCAUUAUGGACUUGCUGUUCCUCUCUAUACACAUUUUACUUCACCAUUGCGUCGGUAUCCCGAUAUUGUUGUACAUCGGACAUUGGCUGCAGCUGUAGAAGCAGAGGAGUUGUAUAUGAGAAGUAGAAGAAUAUUGCAUAAUGUAAGCAUGAAAGAGGAAGUCACAAGGUGUUUCACUGGUAUUUAUUUCGAUAAAAAUGCGGCUGAAUCCUUGGAAGGUAGGGAAGCAUUUUCAGCUGCAGCACUUAAACAUAAAGUUCCCUGCACAGAACUACUUUCAGAUGUUGCUGCUUACUGUAAUGAGAGAAAGCUAGCUAGCAGGCAUGUCAAGGAUGCCUGUGAGAAACUGUACAUGUGGGUUUUGCUGAAGAAGAAAGAGGUUUUAUUUUCAGAAGCUAGAGUCUUGGGUCUGGGGCCGAGGUUUAUGUCCAUUUAUGUUCAAAAACUUGCUAUUGAACGGCGAAUAUAUUACGAUGAAGUUGAAGGCUUGACAGUAGAGUGGUUUGAGGCUACAUCAACAUUGGUGUUAAGUUUAUGUGCAUUCAAACGCACAGUUAGAAAGGCUGGGCCUGGUUAUUACAAGGCAUUGAACGAGGUUGCAUGGCUUGUAAAUCCAUGCAACCUGAAGGUGGAUCCUGCUGCAGUUGAAGGGAGUGCAAUUCAGUGCAGUAACACACAAUUAGAUGAUAAUGACAUGCCAUCUCAGCAUGUAGAUCCCAUUUCAGAGUCUGAAAUUGAUCCCUUAGUUUUCCCCCUUACCGUGCGUCUUCUUUCAACAAUUCCUGUUGCGCUUCAUGCAAUUGGUGGGAAUGAUGGACCCACUGAUAUUGGAGUAAGGCUAUACAUGAGCUCAUAUUUUGGCUAAACGUUAUCAUAUGAGCUUAUUACAUUUGCAACUGAAUGAGCUGAUGUGGUAAUGAAAAUGAAGGUAAUAGAGCUUGUAAAGAAGACGAGCUCUGUUGUAGAUAAGCAUGGUAGUGUAUAGUUGAAAUAGUUAGUAAACGAGAGUCUGGUUUAGAGUCAUUUAUAUUUUCUCAACACUGUUGAAACGUCUAGUUUAAGGUGUAGAUAUUACCGGCCUUUUAGCUCUGGUAGCUGUUUUUAACAAAAGCUGCUUCAUGGGAUUGGCCCUUGUUUUUGUAGGCCAGUUCUAAUGGUUAUUAAGAAGUUUGACGAGUCGAGGUCGAGUUUAAGCUUUUAUUUCUCUUGUAAUUUGAAUUUCUGCAGCCCAAUAACUUUUAAUUUUGGGUGGCUGGGUUCUGCUUCUUACGUGUUAUGAACAGUUAAUAAAACGCUGAGGAUUUUGCCUCUUUUAAUU
This is a messenger RNA of Jatropha curcas, 3810 nucleotides long. RefSeq names its product Ribonuclease II/R family protein. Lineage: Eukaryota; Viridiplantae; Streptophyta; Magnoliopsida; Malpighiales; Euphorbiaceae. Gene Ontology annotation, biological process: mRNA catabolic process. The record is from RefSeq and is a predicted model, not a curated record. Gene Ontology annotation, molecular function: RNA binding; 3'-5'-RNA exonuclease activity. Gene Ontology annotation, cellular component: P-body.